Pseudogymnoascus destructans is the source of this 711-nucleotide messenger RNA. RefSeq lists its product as uncharacterized. Lineage: Eukaryota; Fungi; Ascomycota; Leotiomycetes; Thelebolales; Thelebolaceae. The coding region runs from base 1 to 711 and encodes 236 amino acids. The record is from RefSeq and is a predicted model, not a curated record. The transcript has 3 exons.
AUGCGGUGGAAGGCGCGCCUGCGAGGCAAGCGGAAGGAGUACCUGCUGACGCUCACCCGUAAUGAGGCACUGACGGCAGCAUUCGAUGGCUUGCUGGACAUCCCAGGUCUCUGGGGCAGGAUGAAGAUCAUACAGGAACUUUUACACUACCUCCACCGCAUCAAGCAGGUCUGGUCCGAUCUUGUACGUGGCAAUAAGGCUGCUAUGGGGAAGAUUGAUCAAGCGACAUUCCUCCGCAUUCGAGUGCAUGGGGGAGAGGUAUUCAGCGCUUUUGACGACAGCGAGCGCGACGAUAUCUGGAGCCAGCUAAAGUGCGUUGAGGGCCUAAUUCCAUCUCAAGACAUUGGGUACUUGGAGCGCCUCGCCAACUGUGUCAAGCAGCUAACGGGUGACAAUGUCCAGAUCUCUCAUGCCUUCAAGCAACUAUUCUCCCCUGUUGAUCAAGAGGACGGCCGCGUUCAGAUCAUGGAUGGCCAGGCUAAGAUUCAGGUCGCCGAGAAUGCUUUUUUGUAUGGGCAGGGGAUGCGCGGAGACCAAGUCGAUCUCAGGUACCAGCAGAUCAUUGCGUAUGCCAUGCAGCACUUCGCAGAUAUGCCAAAGGAACCAGUGAAGGAGGGCUGCGUGAUGCAGCCUGCAGUGAUGGCAGAUCGGGCCGUCCUCCGCCGCUUUGCUGACUUGGCAGACCAGCUGGGGUUUACUGUCCCAGGAUAA